AUGGAUUAGGUAGGUAAUAUUCCUAAAUGGUUUGCAAUAGGAGUUAUACUAGUCUUUACUGGAUAUAUAGCAAUAGUCUAUGAUGUUAUUUUCUUAAGAUAUCUGCUUUAGCAAAAUACAAUUCUUGGAGUAAUUGGAGUAGUUGUUUUUAAUCUAUUUGGAUUUUUUACAUACAAAAGUUAUUACUUAACAAUCACUACAUCCCCUGUUUUUAAUGCUGGAUAUAUAAAUGAGGAAUAUAGAGAUUAACUAGAAUAAAUAAAAUUAUAUGCAAAAAAAUCAAACGCAAUUAUUCAUACAAGAAGAUUGAGGAAAAAUAGAUUCCUUUUUGAUACUUCUUAGAUUAGAUAGCAAUAGUUAGCUUACUGUGAUGAUAUAACUGAUUUAUUUGAUAAUCAAUAAAAUUUAAAUUAGUAAAAUAAUGAUUAAGGAUAAGCUUCAUAAGUUUAGUAGGGAGAUGCAGGCAAUAGAUAAAAAAUGAGCUACGUUAAUGAGCCAAACGAAGAUGUAGAGAACAGAAGAGCUUAAAUAUAACAAAAUUAAAACCAAGAUAUAACAAUCAGUCAAUAGAAUAACAGCUAAAAUGCAAUUAUAUUUACUGAAGAAGAAUAUAAAAAUUUCGAUGUAUAUAAUGAUUUGACUUAAAUCAAAUAUUGUUUCAAAUGCUAAUCUGUUAAACCUCCAAGAGUGCAUCACUGUAAAAUUUGUAAUAGAUGCAUUAACAGAAUGGAUCAUCAUUGUCCAUGGGUUGCUAAUUGUGUAGGAAAGCAGAAUUAAAAAUAUUUCACAAUAUUUCUUCUUUAUGGAAGUUUGUGUGGGUUGAUAGUUAGUUUAUCAGUGUUUAUUGAUUUUAUGUUUUUCAAUCAAGUCAUCUUAAAAUAAACGACUGACUACGAACACUAAAAUUUAACUGUUGCCGGAUCUGCAAGCUUCCCAGCAUUUUUAGUAGCUUAUGGAUUAUUUUUGUACUAAAUAGUAAUUGGUUGCAGAAAUUUGACAACUUUGGAAGCAAAUAUAGAUGGAAUGUAUACUGAAAAAAAUCCUUUUAGAAAAUCUUCAAAUAUUGAAAAUAUGAAAGAAAUAUUUGGUGAAAAAAUACUAUAUUGGUUUAUUCCAAUUCAAGAGGUGGUUGACAAAGAAAAAAAAGAAGGGUUUAUAUAACUUGUUAGAGACUGA
Tetrahymena thermophila SB210 is the source of this 1176-nucleotide messenger RNA. Its product is annotated as DHHC zinc finger protein. The record is from RefSeq and is a predicted model, not a curated record. Lineage: Eukaryota; Ciliophora; Oligohymenophorea; Hymenostomatida; Tetrahymenidae. Gene Ontology annotation, biological process: protein targeting to membrane; peptidyl-L-cysteine S-palmitoylation. The transcript is spliced from 7 exons. Gene Ontology annotation, cellular component: endoplasmic reticulum; Golgi apparatus. Gene Ontology annotation, molecular function: protein-cysteine S-palmitoyltransferase activity.